UAGCUCAAGAAUCCUCUAACGAGAUCUAUUUCAGUAUUAUAAACACUAUCGGAACAGAAAGAACUUAUGCUAAUUAUUUAUAAUUCCAUAACAGGUUAUUCGGAACAGAAAGAAAUAAAUUAAGUAAAUGGUGGAGUAGCUAGUAGACAAAAAAAGUUGGUUAGCAGCAAACAGGUAGCUCUAUAAUUAGUGAAGGGGUUUUGCUUUGGUCAUGCAUGCAAUAAACUCGUGUGUUCCGUUUCAGUUUUUCAGCUGACUUUUCUUACUUCUUUUUCUAUAAACUCACACCAUUUAUUCUAUAUCUCUGAUUAUUCUCUGCUGUUGUUCCAAAAGCUAGCACUUUUGGCUAUGGAGAGAGUUAUUAUUAUACAAUUUUUCUUACUGAGUAGUAGUACUUGUUUGGCUGUGGGAUUCAAUGUUCCUGCAAUUUUCAUAUUUGGAGACUCCAUAUUUGAUGCUGGUAACAAUCACUACAACAAGAACUGCUCAGCACAAGCUGAUUUUCCACCUUAUGGUUCCAAUUUCUUUCACCAUCCGACCGGUAGAUUCACCAAUGGCCGCACUGUUGCCGACUUCAUUUCUGAAUUUAUUGGAAUACCUCUUCAAAAGCCAUUCCUGGAAGCACAGCUUGAGUUAGUAAAUGGAAGUAGAAAAGAGUAUCCAUCAAAUGGCAUGAACUUUGCUAGUGCUGGUAGUGGAGUUUUACGAGCAACAAAUCAAGAUUUGGGAGUGACCCCAAUUCAAGAUCAACUUCAACAAUUCAAGACCUUAGUCCAGCAAAACCUUAUAAACAAGAAACUAAUCCAAGAAUCACUCUUCUUCUUCGAGUCAGGCUCUAACGACAUUUUCAGCUACUUCUAUCCAUUUGGUGGUCCAACUCUAACCCCAGAUGCAUACGUUCAAUCCAUGUUAUCUGAAGUUACAAAUUUUAUUGAUCAAAUUUCCAAACUCGGGGCUCGUCGAAUCGGUUUAUUUUCGUUAGGCCCUGUUGGUUGUGUACCAGCCAGGACCCUUUUGCCUGGUGCACCAGUUAACAAAUGUUAUGGAAAGAUGAAUAAAAUGGUCAAGAAUUAUAAUAUGGGAUUAGAGAAUUUGGGAAGGACUAUACCAAUCAAGUAUCCUGGUUCUUUUGCUGUUUAUGGAGCUGUGUACAACACUGUUCAGAUUUUCAGAGCUAAUCCUAAACGUUAUGGGUUUUCUGAUGUGACAAAUGCAUGUUGUGGCGAUGGAACACUAGGAGGAUUACUGCAAUGUGGUAAAGAAGGUUACAAGUUAUGUGUAAAGCCCAAUGAAUACUUGUUUUGGGAUUACUUUCAUCCAUCAGAGCAUACUUAUAAACUCAUCUCAAAGGCAUUAUGGAGUGGAAGCCAUUCUCGAAUUCGACCUGUCAAUCUGAAAACACUGGCCAACAUGACCCUUAUUCAGCACUAAGGAAUUAAACUUAUGUUUUGGAAUCUCAAUAUAGAGAGAGUUAGAAUCCUUGUUUUUCAUUUUGAAACUAAUCUUAUGGUGUUUAUAUGUUAUCUUUGUUUUUUUUUUUCCUCAUGUUAUUUCAUGUUUACAUCAAAUAAGCAAAAGAGGGUCAACUCCAUUUCAUAUACUAGUAGUACUACUCCCUCUGUUUCAAAAAGAUAUUCUUAGUUUGAUUUGGUACAAACUUUAAUAAAGAAUGAAA
Nicotiana attenuata is the source of this 1675-nucleotide messenger RNA. RefSeq names its product GDSL esterase/lipase 6. Gene Ontology annotation, biological process: lipid metabolic process. The record is from RefSeq and is a predicted model, not a curated record. NCBI's taxonomy places the organism in Eukaryota, Viridiplantae, Streptophyta, Magnoliopsida, Solanales, Solanaceae. Gene Ontology annotation, molecular function: lipase activity. The transcript has 4 exons. Bases 349 to 1431 code for a protein of 360 amino acids.